Molecule: messenger RNA, 1023 nt
Organism: Stegodyphus dumicola
Lineage: Eukaryota; Metazoa; Arthropoda; Arachnida; Araneae; Eresidae
Source: RefSeq, a predicted model, not a curated record
AUGGAGGCAACUUUUACUAAAUUGAUCCACCUACGCAAAGAUGGAACUUUCGCAAAUACCAGCUACAGUCCAGUUCAGUUCGAACGUCCCUCCACUUCUACCCAUACUUAUCCAGCUCUCAGAGGAAGUGGAACCCACAUCAAAAUUGACAAGCAACAGACUCACACCUCGACACACGCACCACGGAAUGGGAACCAGAUCUACACAGACGGUUCAAAGCAGGAGAAUGGUGUAGGCAGUGCUUUUGUGCACUAUGAGAAUGGCAAAACUGUACACGACUGGCAAGGACAACUUCGCACUCACAAUAGCAUCUUCCAGGCGGAAGUACUGGGAAUUACGGCAGCAGUGCAACAUCUCAUAGAUUGCCAGAUCCCACGAGCAAAUAUCUAUACCGAUUACCUUUCAACUUUACUUGCACUUGAGAACCAUCAUCAUGUCUCACCUCUCAUACUUAGUCUCCAACAUCUCCUUAUGCAACACCCUCAUUACCAUCUCAAUCUAGUCUGGGUUAAAGCCCAUGCGAAUAAUGAGGGCAACGAGGCUGCUGACACGUUGGCCAAAGAUGCAAUUUCCAACCCGUCAGCCCAACCCAUCACCGUACCUGCGCCCUGCUCUUAUCUAAAGGGCCUCCUACGAGAGCAAGGAAUGCACCAAUGGCAACGUGAGUGGACCGAAUACGAGACAGGCAGACGGACUUUCACCUACCUCCCGAAAGUUUCCACCGAUCGACUCUUUGCCGUAGCACCUCUCACCUACUUCACCACGGCUCACGGCCCGUUUCCCAGCUAUUACAAUCGCCACGGCAUCUCAAAUACAGAUAUUUGUGUCUGUGGAUCAGAAGGGUCACCAGACCAUUACGUAUUUGAAUGUCCUUUGACGGCUGCACAUCAUCUUCCGCUACCUACAAAUAAUAGGAACGCCUAUCACCGGUUCCUUAUAACGCAUAAAGGAGCGGUUAAUUCAAUCUCCAGCAUCAUGGAUACCAUUGCGGCAUUGGGCACAGAUCUUUCUCUACCGUGCUAA